Messenger RNA from Macadamia integrifolia, 2112 nucleotides. RefSeq names its product nuclear transport factor 2-like. Gene Ontology annotation, cellular component: cytosol; ribonucleoprotein complex. Gene Ontology annotation, molecular function: mRNA binding. The transcript has 5 exons. Lineage: Eukaryota; Viridiplantae; Streptophyta; Magnoliopsida; Proteales; Proteaceae. The coding region runs from base 335 to 1000 and encodes 221 amino acids. The record is from RefSeq and is a predicted model, not a curated record.
GAAUCAAGGGAAUUACAACAUGCUCUAUGGUUUCUGGAAAUGGUGUAAGAUCUUAUCUGAAACAGUUUGGAAUGUUUAACCGAUGGUUUAAUGGUUGAGGAACAAUGAUGAGAUUAGAUUUUCUUGUUAAACUAAAACUGGAGUUUGAUAGUAGAAAAUUUCAAUUUCAUAAGAAAAUUGUGGCGGGUCAGGAAUUUAUGGUUUAAAAUAGGAUGGAAAUCCAGCCUGCUGGUUUGUGCCAUCAAAUCAUCUGGAAGAAAGUGAUCCAUUUGAAACUGCUGUGGAAGAAGCUGCUGUGGAUGAAAACAUAGUGGAUGAAACUGCUGUGGAAGAGAUGACAGCUGCAUUUCAAAGUGCGAUGCCCCCUGUCCAAGAUGCUCCUGCGCCUGUUGCGGAACCUGUUGGAGAGCCUCCGAAGCAGACUUAUGCCUCUAUUUUGCGGGUUGCAAGAGGUCAAUCUGCAUCAUCAGUAGCUCCUCAGGCAUCUUUAAACAAGGGUGUGGCACCUACUUCAGAAUGGAAUUCUGCAGGAUGGCCUAAUCCUUCACAGUCAUACCCUUCUUCCGUAAGCGUUCCUGAAAAGUCUGGUGCAGGAUGGUCUAACCCUUCACAGUCCUACCCUUCAUCAAUAAAUGUUUCUGACAAGUUUGGUGGUGAAGCAACGGAUGAAGUCACAGCCAUAGAUGAAGAAGGUGAAGUGAGAUCUGUCUAUGUGAGGAACUUGCCCACUACCAUUUCUUCGUUUGAGAUUGAGCAGGAGUUUAAGAACUUUGGCAGAAUCAAACCUGAGGGUGUGGCCAUCAGACACCGCAAGGAAUUUGGUGUUUGCUAUGCAUUUGUUGAAUUCGAAGAUGCCCAUGGUGUUCAAAAUGCGAUUCAGGCAUCUCCAAUACAGCUUGCUGGGAGGCAAGUACACAUUGAGGAGCGGAGAGCAAACAGCAGUAGCACAUCUCGAGGAGGAAGUAUGUUUCAUUGCACUACCCUAACUUUACCUUACUAAAGCUAUGAUGACUUGUGGAAGGAUGAACCUUCAUCCUUAAUGAUUUGAUCACCGACUUCAUCCUUAGUGAUUGGAUCACUGACUUCUGAUGAAUAUGAAGUCUGGGUUAUGCAAGCCACAGGGAUCCCAAAUACCCCCCCCCCUUUUCCCCUCUCACUAAUAUAUUUGAAGUAAUGCAUCUAUAGCUUACUUUCUUGAAGUUAUUUGAUCUCAUCACUAUACACUGUUAGACCACCAUUGGUUCUGCCUAAGGAAUGCUGCUUUCUGGUAUUCAUGUUAUUAGAAUGCUUGGAUGGAGUUUUCAUGUAGGACUAGGUCAAAGAUAACCAAACCUACAGUACGAUCGUAGGUACUAGCUAGCAGUAGGUUAAUAUGAGAUUCAGCAAUGCAGUAACAUUAAAAAUUUAAAAGAAAAUAAAACAUAGAAGAAGAUGGAUAGAUUCGGGUUGAGCCUCUGAACCAUCCCUGGGCCUCUCACCUGCUCAUAGGGUCUCUCACCUCGCACUCCAUCUCGCAGCCAUUACAAUGGUUUCAAUACGCAAGGAAGCAAUUGUCUGGAACUCAAUCUACUCCACUCAAGUUGUCAUGAGCCCACCAAUUCUGGGUAAAUACCUGCUCAUUAGUCUUUACCGCAAUGAGUAAAUCAAUCCUAGAUUAUCUCCUUAACUUCUGUCCUGAAUUAUCUCCUUCUGCGAGCUGGCUUGGGAUCUUCUAGAAGUCCACAAUCGAAAGCAACCCGACAUCCAAAAACGGUUGGCACUGGAUCCACAGGCAAGGCUGGAAACAUCUUCCUUCAAUUGGUAAACCGAUGGCUAAUACCUUCCCUAAACAAAGCUGAUUGCUAUUCACUAAAUCUGGAACAAUAUUCUGGAGAGUAUCAUCCUCCAAUUAAGGCUGGUCAAUCAGGGUAUGAACAUGGACAGAUUGGUGUUGAAUAUUUCUCUCAACCACCAUCGAUCUACAUCAAGUUUAGCCUCAAAGAAAUGUUUUUUGUUAUUCCGUGAGGCAGGGACCUCUUUGUGACAACUUUUCAUAGAUAUUUUUUGUAGAACAUUCACUGUACUUGUCGGCAGGAGAAAAAUUGAUAUAUCAGACGUAAUAUUUUGUCUAAA